Messenger RNA from Hymenoscyphus albidus, 4656 nucleotides. Lineage: Eukaryota; Fungi; Ascomycota; Leotiomycetes; Helotiales; Helotiaceae. The record is from the annotation of a GenBank genome assembly.
AUGGUGCAAGUUCGAACUUCAGACAAUCGACGCUUGGGACCAAAACAGAUUCUUGCUACAUCUGCGGUUCAGAGCCUGAUUCGGUAUGGUAAUCAUUAUGUAUGCCUGGGCUUUGUGAUACUGAUGUUUCUGGUAGAUAUUAUACAAGCCAUUGCAAUACACGACAGGAUUUUUGGACAGACAAAUCCUUCGUUCCACUGAAGACUUGCAUCUCUUCGACGCCAUCGCCGAUCAACCAUCCCCACCAACAUACAUCAUCCGUCGACGAGGUUCUGAAUGGGAGUCAACAAAAAGCCGAUCCUUUGCAACAUGACCCAACACUCAGUGCCCUUGCACAGCUGGGGGCUUUGCAGCUUAAUUGCCAGCGAGCCUUCAUCUCUUUGAUCGACCACCAAAACCAAUACGUUCUUGCAGAAGCAACACGGAGCAUUUCACUCGAUUGUUCUAAGCAGAGCCGUUCCGCGGAUGGGCUUUAUCUCGGCGCCCAACUAAUUGAUCUGGAAUCAGGUGGGCUUUGUUCAAUUUGUCUCCCUUCAACAUCGCCGGCAGAGUUCCAUAUUGAUUUUGAAUUAUAUCAGGCAUUUGUCCGGAAUCGAUACAUGUUUUCAUGGCCGAGGAUAACAGCAGAGACAUAUUGACACCAAACAUCCGGGCCAAUCGCACUUUAUAUACCAUAAACGACCUUUCGAUAGACAAUGCUUCCAAAGAAAAAGAAUUCGUGGUUGGGUGGCCCCAUAUGCGAUUUUAUGCCGAAGUGCCAAUCAAAACAUCAUCUGGAAUACUUAUUGGCUCAUAUUGUGUAGUAGGUUAGUGUCUGUAGCAUUGUCUUCGCUUGAAGGUUCAAUGCCAAGUAAAGAUUCGGGAAGCCAUCGAAGUUGAUAACUGAUCUAUCGAUAGAUAAUAAACCUCGGCGCGGUCUGGAUUCUGAGAAUUUUAGAAAACUCAAAGAAAUCGCCUCGGUUGUUACUAGACACCUUGAAUUGGUUCAAGCUCAUAAAAACUUAGAGCGAUCGAGAGAUAUGGUGAAAGCGUUGGGUUUAUUUGUUGAAGGAAAACCGAGUCUUAGAGAAUGGUGGACUGAUGCUUUUAACGUGGAAAGUGGUUGUACUAAUGUCGAGAGCCUGCAAAGCAAGGAUGGGGAUCGCUCACCACCAUCCGUAGAUGAUCUCACAGUGGCUUCUGAUAAAUUGGAAAACUUUCUCAGAGUGGAGAGCUUUCUUAAAUCUGCGAGCGACUAUGAAUUGCGACCAAAGGAAGCGUCCACGCGCAGUUCAAGUCCAGACGAAAUAAAGUCAACAGCUGCUACGGUUUCGAACAGAGCUCCAGAGAGUCGUGCUGAUUCUUUGGGAAGACCCGGCACCGUUGCAUUGACACCAAGCAUUUCUGAGAUCCCAAAUCCGACGAAGGAAGAGAAAGAUUUGAUUCAACAAUAUAGACCAUCCACAACCAAGCUUGCCCAACAGGACUUGAUGUCGUAUGCAUCAAUCAAAGCACUAUUCUCCCGUGCUAGCCAUUUGAUUCGUGAUGCGAGCGAUCUAGAUGGUAUUCUCUUCGUGAGCGCUUCACUUCAAAAUGUAGAGGUCAAGUACGCCAAAUCAUCGGUAACCACAAAUACACCACAAACAGCAACGACUCCUAGUCGUGUUGUUUCGGACACCCAGAGCAGCGCAAGCGCACAGUCCAGCAGGAACGGUCAAACCAAAGAGGCUCUGUCGCCUGGCUCAUUCACCAUUUCGAUUGGUAGGACCGCCUCUAACCAUCCAGGAACGGACCACAAAUUGUCGACUUGUGAUAUCUUAGGUUACUCAAUAGACAAUAAAGGUUGCGGUGGGGGUUUAGAGCCUGCUGGACACCAGUUGAAUAUACCACAGUCUGUAUUGCGUGGCCUUCUUAGCAAUUAUCCUCAUGGAAACAUAUUUCUAUUCGAUGAAGACAGCUCCCCGUUCUUGUACGAGGACAUCGAUCCCUACUCUACAAGCGGAGAAACUCGAAAACCAGAAUCGGCCUCCAAACGAAGAUUGCGGAAGUUUGAGAGAGAAAAGCAACAAAUGAGAUCUUAUCAGUAAGUCAGUUAUAUAAUCACUGGAUCUGAUCCAAAGUCCAACCAGAAUUUGACAAUUACUCCCUUCUGUUUCUGCAUGUUAGAUUGGCGUUCACUAUGCAAAAAGCGUUCACUGAUUUGCUGCUGUUAAUAGAUUACUUGAUAUAUGCCCAGGCGCUAGAGCAAUCAUCUUUUUCCCUCUUUGGGAUCCUCAAAGGGACCAAUGGUUUGCCGGGAGUUUAGCGUGGACCAGAGACCCGUGGAGGAUCUUGCAUUCUGAGGAUGUCACUUAUCUUGCCGGAUUUGGAAGUUGUAUCAUGGCAGAGAAGUCAAAAAUGGAUGCACUAACCGCAGAUCGGUCCAAAGCAGAUUUCAUCUCAUCUAUCAGCCAUGAGCUACGAACUCCACUUCAUGGUCUGCUGGCCACGUUAGACAUAAUAGAUGGCAUCUCAAGAAACGAUGAAGAAGAUGAAUUGAUUCGAACUAUGACAACUUGUGGGGAGGUUUUGCUCGAUACCAUGGACCACAUGUAGGUUUUCAGAACUCGAUACCUGGGUAAAGAGGGAAACUAGAUCUGACUAACGCUCGAAAAGUCUCGAUUACGCCAGAAUGAGUGCCUUCCGAAAAAAUCAAAUCCCAAAGAGUGAAAAAAAGCAAGAUCCCGGAGCCCUCGUGUUAUCGAAUGGAAUUACAUCCUUUGAUUUUAGCAAUAUGGUAGAAAGCGUUGUUGAAGGAGUCCUGGCAGGCCAUCGCUACCGCAGUGUGGAUAGACGGUCAAAAAGUUCUGUGGUCAUACAGGAAGAUACAAUGCAGCAGAAGAACUUCAAACCAACACCCCCUGGCAUAAAUCCGGAUGUCAUGGUUGUUCUUAACAUACAAAAACAACCGUCUUGGCUCUUUGAGUCACAAAUAGGUGCAUGGAAGCGUAUUCUCACCAACGUUUUCGGAAACGCACUCAAGUACACGGAUGCGGGAUUUAUCAAAGUGUCACUUCGCUUGGAGGCACUUCCAGAGCGCACUCAGCCUAAAGGUGUGGUGUCAGUCGUUCUUGAAAUAGAGGAUACUGGCAUUGGAAUGUCCCGGGACUUUUUGACAAAUAGGCUGUAUAUGCCAUUUGCUCAGGCUAACCCUAUGUCUGUAGGAACCGGGCUUGGACUUAGCAUGUAAAGUGGAACUUCAUAAUGGGAUUGAGAAUAUGCUAACAUCUUUUUUUCCUGGCAGCGUACGGCAAUUGGUAACCGACAUCGAUGGUUGUAUUGACAUUGAGAGCGAGCUCGGUUACGGUACGACAGUCAAAGUCUCUGUUCCUUUAAAGCCAUCGGAUAUCCCAGAUUCUAACACACAAUCGAUCGGGAGUACAGCCAUGAUUCGUGAUAUCGGUGUCUGGUGCCGUGACGUCACGCUGUGCUUAGUCGGAUUUGAUCAGAUCUUAGAUAUAGAAGAGACUCCAUUUGGUAUGGUGAGCAUUCAUGGAAAAAGGCUUGCAGCUGUGAAGGAAUCCAUUACCACACUGGCAAGAAACUGGUUUGGUAUGAGAGUUACAACAGCGCAAUCGAUAGCAGAGUCUGAAGGAGGAAUUCUUCUAGGGUUACAAUCACAAAUCAAUGAAUCCGAGAAGAUGUCAAGACGAGAAGCGCUUAUCGUCUUGGAAGAUGUCUUCAAAGGAUCCAAGGUUUUUAGGGAGGAAGGAACCUUUCAUUUGUCCCAACCGUAAGAUCACAUUUCUCUGAAGAAAUGAGAACAUGCUGACAAAAGUUGAAACUUACAGUGUAGGUCCCUAUAAGCUCGCAAGAAUUAUUGGGUUGUGUUUGGAAUAUCAAUCUUCCUUUUCUGAUACAACAGCAACGCCCUCAACGAGACCCAAGUUUAACCGAGCGCACUCGUAUGGAUUCUCGCAAGUUCUAGUGGGAAGAACUCAAGUCGACGAUGUAACAUCGCCAGCAAUGGAUACUCCAGAUUCUGAUAGAACGAUGGUCGCAAGGCAGCUAUCUCCGAAGCAAACCGGUGAAACACAAAUCUCGUCAUAUCUUAAAGUGGAGAGUGACGAGAGUGGCACACCCAGAAGAACCGACUCUGCAGAUGUUCCCAUGCCAAAAUCGAUGGCUCUCCUCGUGGAAGAUAAUCCCAUAAACCUCAAGGUUUGUUUAUUGAUUGCCAUUUCCUUCUCGGAUUUCAUACCGUGACGAUGCUCACCAAAACCAAACAGAUACUCGUGAACCACAUGAACCGGGCAGGGGAGACGCACACCACAGCAGUCAAUGGCUUAGAAGCUCUCCACAAAUACCAAGCUGGGCAUAAAUCUUUUAAGAUAAUAUUUAUGGGUAGAUAUGUCUUCUGAAAACUUAGCGCCCUGACUAAUUUCAAUAGAUAUUUCGAUGCCAGUCAUGGAUGGGAUUUCUGCAACGCGUAAAAUUCGGCAGUUCGAAAACGAGAACUCUCUUCCCCGUGUGCGGAUCGUGGCUUUGACAUGCUUCUCGUCUGAUGAAUACCAAAAGAAUGCUUUUGAGGCAGGUGUGGACAUCUUUUUGGUCAAGCCGGUGCUCAUGAAGAACCUACUUCCACUAUUAAAGGAUUUAGAUGUAGUUGCGCCUCCGCGUGCAUCUAGAGGGUGUUAG